Molecule: messenger RNA, 501 nt
Organism: Eurypyga helias (sunbittern)
Lineage: Eukaryota; Metazoa; Chordata; Aves; Eurypygiformes; Eurypygidae
Product: PHD finger protein 21B-like
Exons: 3
Source: RefSeq, a predicted model, not a curated record
AUGGAGAGUGAUGGCCAGCCUGGUGAGACGAUUUCCCGCACAUCAGUUAGGCCAAAGACCCUGAUUCCAGACAGCCUCCCUAUCUCCCCGUGCAGAGACCAACCUUCCAAGCAGCCUCCUACCUUCCAGAAGGCAACCGUAGUCAGCAUCAAAAACCCCAGCCCUGCCCUCCCGACUGCCAAUAACACCGUCAGCCAUGUACAGACGCCGAACAGCCAGUCACAAAGUGUCACCGAGUCCACAGCUAUUUCAUCACCUCUGAGCAGCGCAGGGGUGGCGUACGCCAUCAUUUCCACCUCCCCCAACAAUGCAACUCCUAUCAGCACCAGCGCGACUGUCUCUGUGGUCAACGAUAGCAUUAAAGUGCAACCACUCCUCAUUAGUGCCGACAACAAGGUUAUCAUUAUUCAGCCUCAAGUCCAAACCCAAACAGAAAGUAAAGUGGAGACAAAGAAACCUCCUGAAGAGUCAGCUCAGGGCCCCCCUGCUACCAAAAAGAAA